This is a messenger RNA of Halichondria panicea, 2559 nucleotides long. Its product is annotated as tetratricopeptide repeat protein 27-like. NCBI's taxonomy places the organism in Eukaryota, Metazoa, Porifera, Demospongiae, Suberitida, Halichondriidae. The transcript has 18 exons. Gene Ontology annotation, molecular function: protein binding. The record is from RefSeq and is a predicted model, not a curated record. Bases 96 to 2459 code for a protein of 787 amino acids.
GUUUCCUGUUUAGUGGUCACAUCACAUACCACAUCAUAUAUAUAGAUUCAUUGAACAAGGCUGGCCGGCUAGCCACGUGGCUGAGAAUUUGCUCUAUGGAGUUCCUUGAAAGCGAUGUGUGGAAGUCAGUACUGAGCAGUCAUGAGGAAGACCUACAGACUGUUAUUUCUGCCAGUAUUUUGCAGUCUAAUGACCCCAAUCUUCAGGGGUUCCUCCUGUCUUGGGGGGCGGGGCUGCUUGAUCUCUUUUGUCGGCUCAACUGGACUGGCCCACCUUUGACCUCUGACGGAGAGACAACACUUGCAGAACUCUCUAGGUUCAACAAUAAAAGUUUGGACAUCCUUUCGUGGGACAGUGAGACUUCCUACCAUCUUUCUCAAUGUCCCACGCUGCUUGUCUUAUCCCACCUGUUGUUGGAUAAAUGGGCGGAGCUAGUUGGAGGUAAGAAAGGUGAAGAAGUGUUUGCUGGCGAGAGGUGGAGGGUCAGGUGCUUGUUCAUUCAGCAAAGGUUGCUGAGUCAGCGUUCGGAAUCACUCUGGAAGAGAAUAUCGCAAAGUAUUGAUGAACACAUUUUACCUGAACUGGAGGGGAAGAAUUUGCCAACGAGUGACCUGAUUGAACUGUACCUGGAGCUGGGUCACAUGUAUCUCUACUAUUCCGACUUAAACCAUGCCCAGGAGUUCUUCAAAAGAGCACUAGAUUUAUUUGGAAUGGAAACAGAUCUCUCGGGUUCCCUUGGCAAAAGGACUAAGUUUCAGCAAAAGGACAUCGCUCAGUUGAUACUUCAAGUCACCAUCAGCGACAAUAAAACCAUUCCCACUGCCCCACCCACCAACACCCAAACUACAUCCUCCCACUCCACACCCUCACAAGCCUCACUGCCCCAAGACGUAGCACUCGGUGACGAUACACUGCUGGAUAAUAUAGAGUUUGUGGACCAGCCCUCUCAGCCGCAGCUCUCUCACCUACAGCAAGCCGUUGUGUUGGGGGAAUGUUUGCUGCGUCAGAAAUCAAUGGCCAGGCAAAGAUUGACCAAUGAAGAAUUGGGAGCAUACAUUAGGUGCGUCCUCUCCCACCCGUCCUGCUGGGUAGUUCAGUUCCGAGCCCUCUACACUCGCAGUCUGCUGGAGAAGACCCUGAGGCGUAAGGUGGAGAGGGCCAUGAUGCAGCUGCAGUAUCUGGUGGACUAUGUCGGAAAGGGGAGUGGUGCGGGUGUAGAACGUAUGUUUCUGUUCUACUGUGUACCCAUGCCACCAAGAUGGAUCUUAGAGCGCCAGCUGGCCCAGGUCCUGGUGUCCCUCGGCUCUCACCACAGUGCCCUGGAGAUCUACGAGCGUCUCCAACUCUGGGAGGACAUCAUUACCUGUUACCAGGCAACCGGCAGGAAAGGACGAGCGGAGGAAAUUGUCAGAGAGAAACUCCAAGAAAAGGAAACGCCCACCAUGCUGUGUCUCCUUGGUGACCUAACAAAUGACCCCCAGCAUUACAAACGAGCGUGGGAGGUGUCUAAUAAUCACAGUGCACGUGCUCAGAGGGCCCUGGGGCUGUAUCACCUGAGGAGAGAGGAGUAUCACGAGUGCAUAGAGAGUUUGCAGCUGUCAUUGAAAGUCAACGCAAUGCAGGAUGGGCUGUGGUUCAGUCUUGGUUGUGCUGCCUCCAAGGUUGGGGACGUGGACCUCGAGGUAAAGGCUUUCCAUCGAAGUGUCACUCUGGAGCCAGACUUUCCCGAGGCCUGGAGCAACUUGGGAUCUGCUUAUCUCAAGAAGAAAGAAACAGUGAAGGCAUAUCAUGUGUACAAGGAGGCGGUCAAGUACGGCUACAGCAAUUGGAACAUAUGGGACAACUUUCUGGUGGUGUGUGCCGAGGUGGGUGCAUUUGGAGACGCCAUCAGAGCAUAUCAUCGUCUCAUGGAUCUGAGGGACAAGUAUGUUGACGUGGGCGUGCUCAGAGUCUUGGUGACAGCUGUCAACGACAACCUUCCGGACUUCAAGAAGCAACCAGCUGAUUUACUCCGAGGCAAGUUGGGGGAGCUCCUCGGUCGACUGUGUGCCAGCACCACCGUCGGGUGUGAGGUGUGGCAUCUCUACGCUACCUACCACUUUGCCAGCGACGACCCACUCAACCAAGAGAAGGGGCUGAUAGAGAUGCAGAAGGCUCAGCGAGCAGUAAGACAGGAGGCGGACUGGGACAAAGACGAACAGAAAUUGGGGAGGGUGGUCCAAUUCACUAUUGACUAUUGUCAAGCUUGUCGACGUGUUAGUGCUCUAAGAGGUUCUGACCAGCGUAAGCUAUCUCUCUCAAACCUCUCAUCAGCUAAGCUAGUGCUUCAGUCACUGCUAUCUAAGGCAAAGGGAUUUGGACUAACAGAGGUCACAAGUGUGCAGCUGAUAAUUGAACACUUAGAGAAUGAACUGAAAUCAGUACUCUCAUCAAUGACUGAGCUAGAUGUGAACUCUUAAGACCAUAACAUUUUUGUGUGCUCUCAUGUGGAAUUUUUGGCAUUGCCUUAAGUUGUCAUUUGCUAAUGUAAAUAGAGAGUUGUGGGUGUUUGAUUGAUUG